AUGCAAAAUCUCGAGGCGAGUUCUAAUCAAACUCUCGGAGCUAAUCAAGUUAUUGCCACAUCUGCCCAAUCAGAAAGCUUCGACCCAAAUAACCCUGAUGCUUAUAUCGACAAGCUAUUAGGGCUUGGCGACCGAAUUACAAAACUCGAGAG
Messenger RNA from Racocetra fulgida, 152 nucleotides. NCBI's taxonomy places the organism in Eukaryota, Fungi, Glomeromycota, Glomeromycetes, Diversisporales, Gigasporaceae. The record is from the annotation of a GenBank genome assembly.